AGGGGUCUGGUUCCCCUCCCCGGUUUCAGUUCCCACUUUCACAUUCCGUACCAUCAGCUCAUUCUGUCUACGGUCAGUAACUGCAAACAGCAGCACCGAGUAUCUGGUUAUGAAGUUCUUGCUGCUUCUUGUCCUCUGCUGCCCCUCCGAAGCUGGAAUCGAGAAGCCGGGUGUGAGAAGCCGCCUCACCCUAAAAGGAUUACAAUAUGGUUGGAGAGCGGGAAUGCAGGAGUUAGAGGGGCGACUUCCGUCUCUCCAAAUCCCUGACGUCAGCGGGUCCAUCGCAGUUCCUGUGAUUGGUCCAAUAGUUUACUCUGUUACAGGAUUGCAAAUACAGGACCUGGACCUCUCCAAUUCCAAUGUUUCCUUCAUCUCGGACACCGGGCUCAAGGCUGAAGUCAGCGCGGGGCAGUUACGGGUCACGGGAAACUUGAAAUUAAGAACCUUUCUCUUUACUGCAUCCACCAUACUGGAAGUAUCAGUCCGAGGUCUCUCCUUCACUGGGCUUCUUGGGGUGACCAGUGAUGACUCGGGUCGCUGUGCCGUGUGGGAUGGUGGGUGCAGCUCCAACGUGGGUCAAGUGGACAUCGGAUUUCAUGGAGGAUCUGGGUGGUUGUUCUAUAUGUUCAGAGAUGCAGUAGCAGGACCUGUGCAUGAUGCGCUGAGUACUCAGAUUUGCCCUGAGUUUAGCAAAAGGGUUCAACAGAUGGAGGAAGUACUGAGUAAUAUGCCGGUUACCCAUAUUGUGGAUUCCGUGUCCUUCCUGGAAUUUCCUCUGGUCGGUCUGCCAUUGAUCACGGAGGGGACCAUAGACUUCUUCGUUAAGGGGCAGUUUGCUGGCCACUCACAGCAUUGGGACUUCCCGGAGCAUCCAGAAAAGCUUGUCCUGCCCGAUAUAGACUCCCGGAUGUUCCUCCUCGCCCUGUCGCAGUUCACUGCCAACUCAGCCGGGUACGUGCAUUACAAGUCGGGUAUCCUGGAACGCAACAUCACCGAUGAUGAGAUACCCAAAGGAAGUCCAUUGCGUUUAAACACCAGAAGCUUAAGCAUCUUUGUUCCAGAGCUCCUCACUCGGUUCCCAGACUCUCCGCCGCUGCUCCUGCAUGUCUCCGCUCGCUCCCCACCGGUGGUCAGCUGCCAGCCUGACCUUCUCACCCUGGAGACCUCCAUGGACAUCCGGCUGUUCGCCAUGUACCCCGAGCAGCCUCCGACUCCCAUCUUCCAGAUACAGGCAGAACUGCAGACUCAGGUGGACAUCCUGCUGUCGGAUGAGAAUAUGGGAGCUGCCCUUACUCUAAAGAACUUGACCCUCACCCUCGUUCGGUCAGAUGCAGGACCCGUUAAGGUGGAUUCCAUGCGAAAUAUCUUCAGUUUGGCUCUGAAGGUGGCCAUAUUUCCUCUUGUGAAUGCGAGACUGAGGAAUGUGUUCACCUUUCCCACCAGUCCCGUCCGUCUGCAGAACCCGGUGGUAAAUGUGUUAAAGGGAUAUCUGCUGAUUGUGUCGGAUUUGGAGAUGUCACCAUGACCUCUUCGCCGGGGGCCCAGUGUGGUGACCUCUUCACCGGGGGCUCGGUGUGGUGACCUGGGGUCCUUGUAAACACAAUGUGACAUCUUCUUCUUGCUGGUUAAUCUCAUCGAUCAUCUCUGUACAUGGAUCAGCUGUCUGUCUCUUUCCACGUGGAUCGUCCAAUAUCCGUGUCUCAACAUCCCAAACCCUGCUGUUUGUCUCGGAUCUGCCUGUCUCGGGGCCCCUUGUGACAAAUAUUCUCACUAUGGGCCCCAGAGGACUGAAGAAUCACAAUAUUUUUGCUAUAAAUCAAUAGAAUCAACAUUCAGAGACUUAACGGGAUUCCGUGGACUACAACUCCCAUGACGCUCGUCCGGUGACUGUUAUGGAUUCUAGGUCAACAGCGGGCUGACAAGAUAUAUAUAUAUAUAUAUAUACAGUCCGUGACGUGCGAUUCUGGUCUUUACAUUUAAAGGACCUUCAGAUGCUCUAUUUUUUUCUGCUGUUAAAAUUAAACACUUUUUAUAACAAAGUUUGAUCUUCUUGAA
This is a messenger RNA of Spea bombifrons (plains spadefoot toad), 2055 nucleotides long. RefSeq names its product bactericidal permeability-increasing protein-like. The transcript has 16 exons. The record is from RefSeq and is a predicted model, not a curated record. Gene Ontology annotation, molecular function: lipid binding. The coding region runs from base 110 to 1525 and encodes 471 amino acids. Lineage: Eukaryota; Metazoa; Chordata; Amphibia; Anura; Pelobatidae.